Molecule: messenger RNA, 12422 nt
Organism: Nomascus leucogenys (northern white-cheeked gibbon)
Lineage: Eukaryota; Metazoa; Chordata; Mammalia; Primates; Hylobatidae
Gene: MYO9A
Product: myosin IXA
Biological process (GO): positive regulation of GTPase activity; intracellular signal transduction
Cellular component (GO): myosin complex
Molecular function (GO): microfilament motor activity; GTPase activator activity; ATP binding
Source: RefSeq, a predicted model, not a curated record
GCGCGGGGUCGGGGGCGCGCGACCGAAGCGGACAAGGGACGCGGCGGCGGUUGGCUGUGGCUGUUGAGGGAGUACAGGACAGCCAGGACCGCGACAGGCGGCGGCGGAGGCAGUAGUUGUACUGGCAGAGGCGGCCGCUGGCAGCAGUUGAGGCGGCGGUCCAACGCGUGCUCUCUGGGCGGGGUGCGGCGGGGGAUGUGCCUGCCCAGGCCGGGCGGAGUCUCUCUGACAGGGCGGGGGAUGCGCCGCGGCCGCUCGCCCGGACCCUGAGGCUGUUGGGCCCACCCUCCCGGAACCGUCCGACCCUCGGUGUCCUCGACCUCUUCUGCCAUCUCCGGCCCGACCCUGGGGCGGAGGGUGGAAGGCAGCUUCCGUCGAAGAGGAGGGGGCUGCGGUGGCCACCGCGGCGGAGCCCGAGUUAUUUUACCAAGAAAAUGGUUUGCACGACUUUGAACAUAUACUAUCCAUGCUGAUGGGACAGGAUCCAAUAUGAAUAUAAAUGAUGGAGGAAGACGACGCUUUGAAGAUAAUGAACAUACAUUACGGAUAUAUCCUGGGACUAUUUCAGAAGGGACAAUCUACUGUCCGAUUCCUGCCAGAAAAAACUCCACAGCUGCUGAGGUGAUUGAGUCUCUUAUAAACAAACUUCAUCUUGACAAAACAAAAUGUUAUGUUCUAGCAGAGGUAAAGGAAUUUGGUGGAGAAGAAUGGAUUCUCAAUCCAACAGAUUGUCCAGUUCAGCGAAUGAUGUUGUGGCCCCGAAUGGCUCUGGAAAAUCGCUUAAGUGGAGAGGACUACCGCUUUCUUCUGAGAGAGAAAAACCUUGAUGGAUCAAUCCAUUAUGGUAGCCUGCAGUCAUGGCUACGGGUAACAGAAGAACGUCGCAGGAUGAUGGAACGGGGUUUUCUUCCACAGCCUCAACAGAAAGACUUUGAUGAUUUAUGUAGUUUACCUGAUUUGAAUGAGAAAACUCUCUUAGAAAACCUACGAAAUCGCUUUAAGCAUGAAAAAAUUUAUACCUAUGUUGGCAGUAUUCUAAUAGUUAUUAACCCAUUCAAGUUUCUUCCUAUUUAUAACCCCAAAUAUGUCAAAAUGUAUGAUAACCACCAACUGGGAAAACUUGAGCCCCACAUUUAUGCUGUGGCUGAUGUAGCUUAUCAUGCCAUGCUUCAGCGCAAAAAGAAUCAGUGCAUCGUGAUUUCGGGAGAGAGUGGUUCUGGGAAGACUCAAAGCACAAACUUUCUUAUUCACCACCUUACUGCUCUCAGUCAGAAAGGAUUUGCCAGUGGAGUAGAACAGAUUAUUCUUGGAGCUGGACCAGUACUUGAGGCCUUUGGAAAUGCAAAGACAGCUCAUAAUAACAAUUCAAGUCGUUUUGGGAAGUUUAUUCAAGUAAAUUACCAAGAAACAGGCACUGUGCUUGGUGCCUAUGUUGAAAAAUAUCUACUGGAGAAGUCCAGACUCGUUUAUCAAGAGCAUAAUGAACGGAACUAUCAUGUAUUCUAUUACCUCCUUGCAGGAGCAAGUGAAGACGAGAGAUCAGCAUUCCAUCUUAAGCAACCAGAGGAAUAUCAUUAUCUCAAUCAGAUAACAAAGAAACCCCUCAGACAGAGCUGGGAUGAUUAUUGCUAUGACUCUGAGCCGGAUUGCUUCACGGUGGAAGGAGAAGAUUUGAGACAUGACUUUGAGCGCCUACAACUUGCCAUGGAAAUGGUAGGAUUUCUUCCCAAGACACGAAGACAGAUUUUCUCUCUUCUCUCAGCCAUACUACAUUUGGGUAAUAUCUGUUACAAAAAGAAGACAUACCGGGAUGACUCCAUUGAUAUCUGUAAUCCUGAAGUUCUGCCUAUUGUCUCAGAAUUAUUAGAGGUUAAAGAAGAGAUGCUAUUUGAAGCGUUAGUUACAAGGAAGACGGUGACAGUGGGAGAAAAGCUUAUUUUGCCAUACAAGUUGGCAGAGGCUGUGACAGUGAGGAACUCCAUGGCUAAGUCUCUAUAUAGUGCCCUGUUUGACUGGAUAGUUUUUCGAAUUAACCAUGCACUUCUGAAUAGUAAAGAUUUGGAGCAUAAUACCAAGACAUUGUCCAUUGGUGUUCUUGAUAUUUUUGGGUUUGAAGAUUAUGAAAGUAACAGCUUUGAACAGUUCUGUAUUAAUUUUGCUAAUGAACGUUUACAGCACUACUUUAAUCAGCAUAUCUUUAAAUUGGAACAAGAGGAAUAUAGAACUGAAGGUAUCAGCUGGCACAACAUAGAUUACAUUGAUAAUACCUGCUGCAUAAAUCUUAUUAGCAAAAAGCCAACAGGACUGCUUCAUCUUUUGGAUGAAGAAAGCAACUUUCCACAGGCUACAAAUCAAACAUUGCUAGACAAGUUUAAGCAUCAACAUGAAGAUAAUUCUUACAUCGAAUUUCCAGCUGUGAUGGAGCCUGCUUUCAUUAUAAAACAUUAUGCUGGAAAAGUAAAAUAUGGGGUAAAGGAUUUCCGGGAAAAAAAUACAGAUCAUAUGCGCCCAGACAUUGUAGCUCUUCUGAGAAGCAGCAAGAAUGCAUUUAUCUCUGGGAUGAUUGGAAUUGAUCCUGUAGCUGUUUUCCGAUGGGCAAUUCUCCGAGCUUUUUUCAGAGCCAUGGUUGCUUUCAGGGAAGCUGGGAAAAGAAACAUUCACAGAAAAACUGGACAUGAUGAUACAGCGCCAUGUGCAAUUUUGAAAAGUAUGGAUAGUUUUAGCUUUCUCCAACACCCAGUCCACCAGAGGAGCUUAGAGAUUCUGCAGAGAUGCAAGGAAGAGAAGUACAGUAUAACCCGGAAAAAUCCCAGAACACCUCUUUCUGAUCUCCAGGGCAUGAAUGCUCUAAAUGAAAAAAACCAACAUGAUACAUUUGAUAUUGCCUGGAAUGGCAGAACUGGGAUUCGCCAGAGCAGACUAUCAAGUAGCACCUCCUUGCUUGAUAAAGAUGGAAUAUUUGCUAAUUCAACUAGCAGCAAACUCCUGGAGAGAGCCCAUGGAAUUCUCACGAGAAACAAAAAUUUCAAAUCCAAGCCUGCCCUUCCAAAGCACUUGCUAGAAGUAAAUUCUUUAAAGCACCUGACAAGACUGACACUACAAGAUCGCAUUACCAAGUCUCUUCUUCAUUUACACAAGAAGAAAAAACCUCCCAGCAUCAGUGCCCAGUUUCAGGCAUCAUUAAGCAAGCUAAUGGAAACACUUGGUCAAGCAGAACCAUAUUUUGUAAAAUGCAUUCGCUCUAAUGCUGAAAAGCUGCCCUUAAGGUUCAAUGAUGCCUUGGUACUUAGACAGCUUCGAUACACCGGGAUGCUGGAAACAGUUCGAAUUCGCCAAUCAGGAUACAGCUCCAAAUACUCUUUCCAGGAUUUUGUGAGCCACUUCCAUGUACUUCUUCCCCGAAAUAUUAUUCCAUCCAAAUUUAACAUUCAGGAUUUCUUCAGGAAAAUAAAUCUUAAUCCAGAUAAUUAUCAAGUUGGAAAAACCAUGGUCUUUCUAAAGGAGCAGGAACGACAGCACUUACAAGAUCUGCUUCACCAAGAGGUGCUCCGCAGAAUCAUAUUGUUGCAGCGAUGGUUCAGGGUCUUGCUAUGUAGGCAGCAUUUCCUCCAUCUGAGACAAGCAUCUGUUAUUAUCCAGAGAUUCUGGAGGAAUUACCUAAAUCAGAAGCAAGUCAGAGAUGCAGCUGUGCAGAAGGAUGCUUUUGUUAUGGCUAGUGCAGCUGCUCUUCUCCAAGCUUCCUGGCGUGCUCACUUAGAGAGGCAGCGGUACUUGGAGCUACGGGCUGCAGCCAUCGUUAUCCAGCAGAAAUGGAGAGAUCACUAUAGGCGCAGGCACAUGGCUGCUAUUUGCAUACAAGCAAGAUGGAAAGCCUACAGGGAAAGUAAAAGGUACCAAGAACAAAGGAAAAAAAUUAUCCUUUUGCAAUCAACAUGUAGAGGAUUCAGAGCAAGACAAAGAUUUAAAGCUUUAAAAGAACAAAGGCUAAGAGAAACAAAAUCAGAAGUUGCAUUGGUGAAUAUUAAGGGAUAUGGAUCUCUGGAAAUUCAGGGUUCGGACCCUUCAGAAUGGGAGGAUUGUUCUUUUGACAACAGAAUAAAAGCCAUAGAGGAAUGUAAAUGUCUAAUAGAGAGUAAUCGAAUUAGCCAUGAAAGUUCGGUGGACUGCUUGAAGGAGUCACCAAACAAGCAGCAGGAGAGAGCACAAAGCCAGAGUGGUGUGGUCUUGCAGGAAGACGUGCUUGUAAGAGAGAGACCCAGAUCCUUGGAGGAUCUCCAACAGAAAAAAGUAGGCCGGGCUAAAAGAGAAAGUAGGAGAAUGAGAGAACUAGAGCAAGCUAUAUUUAGCUUAGAAUUGCUGAAAGUUCGUUCUCUUGGUGGUGUUUCUCCUUCAGAGGAUCGCAGAUGGUCUACAGAAUUGGUGCCUGAAGGCCUUCAAUCUCCACGGGGUACACCUGAUAGUGAGAGCUCUCAAGGAAGCUUGGAACUUCUGAGCUAUGAAGAAAGCCAAAAGAGCAAACUAGAGUCUGUCAUUUCAGAUGAAGGAGACUUGCAGUUUCCGUCACCUAAGAUAUCCAGCAGUCCAAAAUUUGAUUCACGGGACAAUGCCCUCAGUGCCUCAAAUGAGACUAGCUAUGCAGAGCAUUUGAAGGAUGGAACUAUGAAGGAAAAGGUGGUCUGCAGUUCUGAGUCUAUUACCUGUAAACCACAGCUGAAAGACUCCUUCAUUUCAAGUAGUCUACCUACUUUUUUUUAUAUCCCCCAACAAGACCCACUGAAAACAAAUUCCCAACUAGACACAAGUAUCCAAAGAAACAAACUAUUGGAAAAUGAAGACACACCGGGGGAAGCUCUUACUUUGGAUAUCAACAGGGAAACUAGAAGGUAUCACUGCUCAGGAAAAGAUCAAAUUGUUCCUUCUUUGAAUACAGAGUCUUCUAAUCCUGUGCUUAAGAAGUUAGAAAAGCUAAACACUGAGAAGGAAGAAAGGCAAAAGCAGUUGCAGCAACAAAAUGAAAAAGAGAUGAUGGAACAGAUUCGCCAGCAAACAGAUAUUUUAGAGAAGGAGCGCAAAGCCUUCAAGACAAUUGAAAAGCCAAGAAUUGGAGAGUGUUUGGUGGCACCAUCUUCCUAUCAGUCAAAGCAAAGAGUAGAGAGGCCAUCCUCUCUCCUCAGCUUAAAUACCUCAAAUAAGGGAGAACUUAAUGUACUGGGGUCCCUAUCAGUAAAAGAUGCAGCUCUUGCCCCAAAAGACAGUUCCUCUACUCACUUAACCCCAAAGGACCGACCUGUCACCGUGUUCUUUGAAAGAAAAGGAAGUCCAUGCCAAUCCAGUACUGUCAAGGAAUUAUCCAAGACAGACAGAAUGGGCACCCAGCUGAAUGUAGCCUGUAAACUCUCUAAUAAUCGCAUUUCAAAAAGAGAACACUUUAGGCCAACUCAGUCUUAUGGCCACAAUUCUGAUGACCUUUCCAGAGAGGGAAAUACUAGGCCCAUUUUCUUCACUCCAAAGGACAAUAUGAGUAUUCCCCUUGUCAGCAAAGAAGCCUUAAACAGUAAAAAUCCUCAACUCCGUAAAGAAGAUGAACCAGCAUGGAAACCUGUGAAGUUAGCUGGGCCAGGCCAAAGAGAGACAUCACAGCGAUUUUCGUCAGUUGAUGAACAAGCAAAGCUUCAUAAGACUAUGUCUCAAGGAGAGAUUACCAAGUUGGCAGUGAGACAGAAGGCUUCAGAUUCAGAUAUAAGACCUCAGAGAGCUAAGAUGAGAUUCUGGGCCAAAGGGAAACAAGGGGAGAAGAAGACUACGAGAGUGAAACCUACUACCCAGUCAGAGGUUUCGCCACUCUUUGCAGGCACAGAUGUGAUUCCAGCUCAUCAGUUUCCAGAUGAAUUAGCUCCAUAUCACCCAACACCUCCUUUGAGCCCAGAACUGCCCAGCAGUUGCCGGAAGGAGUUCAAAGAGAACAAAGAACCUUCUCCAAAGGCUAAGCGCAAGCGAAGUGUGAAGAUUAGCAAUGUGGCUUUGGAUUCUAUGCAUUGGCAAAAUGACUCUGUCCAGAUCAUUGCAAGUGUCAGUGAUUUAAAAAGCAUGGAUGAAUUUCUUCUGAAAAAGGUGAAUGACCUAGAUAAUGAAGACAGCAAGAAGGAUACACUAGUGGAUGUUGUAUUUAAAAAAGCCCUGAAGGAAUUUCGGCAGAAUAUCUUCAGCUUUUAUUCAUCUGCAUUGGCAAUGGAUGAUGGGAAAAGCAUACGGUAUAAAGACCUCUAUGCACUAUUUGAACAGAUUCUGGAAAAGACGAUGAGGCUUGAGCAGCGUGAUUCACUGGGUGAAUCUCCAGUGAGAGUUUGGGUCAACACUUUUAAAGUGUUUUUAGAUGAAUAUAUGAAUGAAUUUAAGACUUCAGAUUGCACAGCCACAAAGGUGCCAAAAACAGAAAGAAAGAAAAGAAGGAAAAAAGAAACUGAUUUGGUAGAAGAACACAAUGGUCACAUCUUUAAAGCCACCCAGUAUAGCAUCCCUACAUACUGUGAAUACUGUUCUUCUUUGAUAUGGAUAAUGGACCGAGCCUCUGUUUGCAAAUUAUGCAAGUAUGCUUGCCAUAAGAAGUGCUGUCUGAAAACCACAGCCAAGUGCUCUAAAAAGUAUGAUCCAGAGCUGUCAUCUCGACAAUUUGGGGUUGAACUGUCCCGUUUGACCAGUGAAGACCGAACUGUUCCUUUAGUAGUGGAAAAGCUCAUAAACUACAUUGAAAUGCAUGGACUGUAUACAGAAGGUAUUUAUCGAAAGUCUGGUUCGACUAAUAAAAUCAAGGAGCUUCGGCAGGGUCUAGAUACAGAUGCUGAGAGUGUAAAUCUAGAUGACUAUAACAUACACGUCAUUGCAAGUGUAUUCAAACAAUGGCUUCGAGAUUUGCCCAAUCCUCUCAUGACCUUUGAACUCUAUGAGGAAUUUCUUCGAGCUAUGGGCCUUCAGGAGAGGAAGGAGACAAUCCGUGGUGUAUACUCUGUGAUUGAUCAGCUCUCCCGAACUCAUCUCAAUACACUGGAACGCCUCAUCUUUCAUCUAGUCAGGAUUGCUCUACAGGAAGACACUAAUCGAAUGUCUGCUAAUGCUUUGGCCAUUGUGUUUGCGCCCUGCAUUCUCCGCUGCCCUGACACCACUGACCCACUACAAAGUGUACAGGACAUCAGUAAGACUACCACUUGUGUGGAGCUGAUCGUUGUGGAACAAAUGAAUAAAUACAAGGCUCGUCUCAAAGAUAUCAGUAGCUUGGAAUUUGCUGAGAAUAAGGCAAAGACCAGGUUGUCACUGAUUCGUAGAUCAAUGAAACCUGUACUAAUUGCAGUUAGAUUCAUGAACAUUACCCGCAAUUCAGUCUCGGGAAAGGGGCGUAUUCGUCGAGGAAACUAUCCAGGUCCAUCGUCUCCUGUUGUAGUUCGGUUGCCUUCCGUGUCUGAUGUCUCAGAGGAGACCUUGGCUAGUGAGGCAGCCAUGGAGACUGACAUCACAGAACAGCAGCAAGCAGCUAUGCAGCAGGAGGAGAGAGUAUUGACUGAGCAGAUUGAGAACCUACAGAAGGAGAAGGAGGAGCUAACAUUUGAGAUGCUUGUACUAGAACCACGUGCCUCUGAUGAUGAAACCCUUGAGUCUGAGGCCUCCAUUGGGACUGCUGAUAGCUCAGAAAAUUUGAAUAUGGAGUCUGAAUGUGCUAUCUCUGAGAAAUCGGAGAGAAGCUUAGCCUUUAGCUCCCUGAAGACAGCUGGCAAGUCUGAACCUUCCAGCAAGUUGCAAAAGCAACUUAAAAAGCAGCAAGAUUCUUUAGAUGUCGUGGACUCUUCGGUCUCCUCUUUAUGUCCGUCUAACACGGCAUCAUCUCAUGGGACCAGAAAACUAUUUCAGAUUUAUUCCAAAUCUCCAUUCUACCGAGCUGCCUCAGCUAAUGAGGCCCUGGGAAUGGAAGGACCAUUGGGCCAGACCAAAUUCCUGGAAGACAAGCCUCAGUUCAUCAGCAGAGGAACCUUCAACCCGGAAAAGGGCAAACAAAAAUUAAAGAAUGUGAAAAACUCACCUCAGAAAACCAAAGAGACCCCAGAGGGGACAGUCAUGUCUGGCCGCAGAAAAACUGUGGACCCAGACUGCACCUCCAACCAACAGCUAGCACUCUUUGGAAAUAAUGAAUUUAUGGUCUGAACCGGCAGAUGUGUGUCCCUCCAUGGCUACAGAGUGGUAAACACAUCUCACCUUUGGGGCUGCGUUUCAUCACCUCAUCCACAAUAGUCAAUCCUAAUUGUGGUCCUGCCUCUUUUCUAAGCAUAUGGCUAAGACUGUAUGUGCUGAAUUCCUGGGCCUCCUGCAGAAGCAGAAAGCCUGCUGGGGAUGGUGCCAGCUGUGCCUUGGCUGCUGUAUUUGAAUUGAGAUUUUACUAUACAAAGCCACCUAGGGCCUGGGGAUUUGGGUCAGUUGUAGUUGCCUCUCCCCCACCCUCUUUUCCCUUCCCAAAGGUGGGUGUUGAACUAGGGGGGAUAUUGCUGUCCUGAGGGACCCUGUCAUUUCUGACAUUUGAAGAAAACGUAUAAAUCUUUCUUAACCAUGAAAGCAAAAGCCUUUGGGUUUAUUUUGGGAUAGUUAGGAGCUAGGGUAGAAUAUAAUUUUUUUCCAAAAACUUACAAACAAAAAGCCUAAUCCCUCUAUUUUAAGAUUUCUGAAAAAACACUCCAUGUUAUAUUCUGGGGAAAGCAAAAAAAAAAAAAAAAAAGUGAUUGUUUCUGUUAAGCUAUCAGAGCGUGUCUCAGAUAUCUUGUUAUACAGUGAAGAAGAGAAUACCUAUUUAUUUUGUUUUUUGAUGAUGUUUGAUGUCAUAAUAAUCAGUGCUGGUUUAACUCCUGUUUAGUUCCUGCCAAAUACAUUGCAUGGGCUGAAGUGUCAGUAGCCAUACUGUUCUCAUGUUUCUUGGUCCUAGGAUCAGAUUCUUCUACAUUAUUUUUUAGUUUCCCAGAGACAUGGUGAUCCCUAAACUUAUGAAGAUUUCAUCCCAAGCCAUUCAGGCUUUUCUCUUUGUAUAGAUUAAACCGAAAACCGCAUAUGAGCCUGUUCAUCUGCUGGUGGAUUCCCACCACAGAGUCAAACAAAUAAUGUGACCAUUUAGUUAGUUCUCCAAAAACAUUCACGUACAAUAUUGCAUGAAUAAGUGUUACAGAAAGCUGCCAAAAAAUAAAAAGGUUUUUAAUAUGACCUAUCUAACUUUUAUCUAUCUUCCUUUUCUCAGACCAUCAGUAUUAAAUAGAUGGAAAAAAAUCAAGGACUACUUGAAGCUAUUUUUGUUAAUACUCUGGUUACUGAAGUUUAUUGUAAAUAUGUAUGUACAGUAGGCAUAUUUCUUUUUAACCUUGUGCUUCCCUCCUUCCCAUGGAAUUUCUUCCCACAGAUUAGGGGCCACUGGACAGGGGGAUGAGAGCCAUUCAUCCCUGGGUUGAGGGAAUAGUAAGACAUCAUUUUCACCACUGGGUGGUCUUCAUACACAUGAAUUAUAAUAGCAUUUUAAGCAUCUUAGCAUUUGUGGGAUUAGAAAUCUGUUUUUGCUAUUUAUAAUAUAUAAAAAAUGAAACAUGAUAGCCUUUCUUGAGAUAAGUAUGUGAAAUGUUUAUUUUUAAAGUUACUAAAUGCAUCUUGUCUUGCUACUACAUGCACUGCUCUGAAAAAGAGCCUUUACCAUCUAUAACCUGUAUUUUGGUUAUUCUUCCUUUUCAUACUUCUUUGAAGUUGUGGAAAUACUAAGUCUUUUGUUAAGGCAGAGUCUCUCCUGUUACACAACACUGAACCUCAUGCCACUGCCUCAGUGGUUAUUGGCCAGCCCCAGAGGUUAGACUUGGAGCAUAAUUCUGAGUGGCAGCUAAAGGUAGCAGGAGUCUUACCUCUCCCUGCUUUGGGUUCAGAAUUGAGCCAGAGAAAGGAAGCUUUUAAAAUCUCCAGAAUAAUGAUGGUUAAUGAGCAAAUGUUAUGCUUUAUAUCCCACAGACAUCUGCCACCUUGUUCAUCUUGUCAUGAGGAGUAAUGAAUAUUAAGCUUUUAAAAAUCUGAAUUUCAGAGAAUCUCCUAAAGGAUAGAGGAAAACCCCUCAGCAUGGUGUGUCAGAGUGGGAUUGCUGGUUCCUUAGCCCUGUGCCAGGUUGCACAGUCUGUGUUUCAGUGUUCUUGGGGGAGUAGUGUAUUGCUGGGCAUUAAUUGUUACUCUGCACUUGCUCCAGAACGUUGGUUAAAUCCUGUAUAAAAAAAAAGAGAUUGCUCUUAUGGAAUAAUUUCCUGUGGCCCAGAGGAAUGGCCAGGAGAACACAUGUUGGCACAUGUUCUUCCUUUGAAAUCUUUGUGGGGUUUUUUUUGGCAAAAUAAAUUUUUUGGCAGUUAAAAAAUGACUGAUGUAGAUCACUUUAUAGGAACUAGGUGAUGGAUGUUAAGAGACUUUAUAAUUUUUCUCAGGGACCUGAAACUCUAAUUUGGGUAAAAUUCAAUUAAAAAAAAACUUGUUUUUUCAGUUGCUAGAUCUGUGGAUUUCUAGUCGUUUAAUCUGCCAGGAUUGGGGUGGGUGGGUGAGGAGGAGAGAUCCACAAAAUAAAUGGUAAGAGUGGAGAGCAGUGUGGGGCCCUCCCUUUGAGGGAAAGCCGUUGUUUACAUAGGGUAGUAGGCCUUGUUGGCCCGAUCAAGAGAUGAAGCCAUAACUCUUAAAAACCUUCAGAACCAAAUGCUGUGUCUGCAUCCAUCUGUUCUCACUGGCCCUCUGCGUGGUAAAGUUAUGUCACCACAAAGUGAUGCCGCAUUACAAUCACUUAUGAAACUGUUAGCCCUUAAUAUGCAUCAUUUGUGGUUCCGUAGUGCUUCUCCUUUGCUUGUUUGCUUUGAUCUCUGUGUGGCAGCAGUGGGGCAGCUCCACAUUUGGAGCCCAUACUCCAAAAUGCAGAGCACUCUACUCACAGCACACAUUCCCAGCCCCAAACAAAACCUGAAUUUUCAACUCUGCCCAUUAAAGUGAAUGUAUCCCUGUAAUUUAGUAUGUACUUAUUAUGGAAAAUGUAACAAAAGCAGGGAAGUGUGAUUUCAUUCUGUAUCACAAAUUGAAGCAAAUUAACAGCAAAUACAGCAGUAUUCAGGGAGGCUUAGUUUACAACGUACUUUGUACCUCCUGCCAUUUAAAUUAUUUUGCCACUCUGGGCUCCUGAAAACACAAAGGGAGAUAGAGCCCUCCAACUAUGAGCCUUGCAGAGAGAGACAAAAGGGCCAGAGGUCCUGGGAUGGAAUACUAGAGCCCCCACCUUCUCAUGCUUUGGAAAUCUGCCAGAGCACUUACCCUGCUGGAAGAUUAAUGAAGACUCCAUUCUGUGUUUCAUAACAGUAGAGUUGUUUUCUCCAUCAAAAACAGAGGGUCACAGAAAUGUGCUGAAAAGAUGUGGUCCAGCAAGGUUCUGUAGUCCCACCUCAGUGCCUGUGGGCUGUGUUUUUAACUGUAACAAGCACUUUGGUAACCUAGAAAGAAGAAAGGAUUCUCAGGAUGUGUUCAAAGCUAAGAGAGUGAGUUUUCAUUUUAAACAGAAACAUACUCCAUGGCUUUCCUCAUCCUCCUCUCUUUUUUCUUCUUGGUGGGAAGCUGGAUGCGGGGCAUGCAUCAUUCUGUAUGGACAAAUGUGUUAUGUCCACCCAUACUCUUGUGACAACUCCCCAGCACUGUCCCGCAAUACCAUGCUGGCCUUGGUAGUAAAACUCCUUGGUAUCCGUGAGAGUCCUCUUUUUCUAUGCCCUAGGCUACUUUUAACCACUUUUCUCUGGAAUGACUCCCACAUUUGAUUGGUAUUGAAAGGGUAACAGCAAAAUGAUGAUUGUGGAGAUGGAUCUAUUAGGUCUCAUAUUGGUCCCCUGGUUGAAACUAUUUUCAAAAAAGCCCCAACAAUGGGCCUGUCACCUUGCUAGUCAUCCAUUCUUAAUGCCUAUUUAUCAGCCCUCUGAGGUCAUAUAAAAGUUGUACCUUUUGAACCAAGUAUUUGUAUUUACUAUGGGAAAGGUGUGGACUACAGAUUAGUAUUAUAUUAUUUUAAUGGAUUUUAAGUAAUUUAUAAGUAUGCUGAGUGUAAAUUUUUAAGAAAAACUAUUAUAAACGGACAUAUCCUGUGAAAUAUAACAUUUUACUGUUUAAUAGAAUAAUUCUAUAAGAAGAAUGAUUUAUCUCACCCACGGAACUGAUUACAUUCCGGAUGCAAUCAACAGGCACUUUGUAAUUUCCUUUUUGUUUUUUUCUUUGCCAGGGGGUUGAGGGGUAACAAGAUAUCAUCUGUAUAAAGUGCAGUUUGUGUCACUCAAAAUAUGCACUGUAUGGCUACACAAAAGCAGCUUGAUGAACAAAUCACCCCAUGGCUCAUUAAAGAACAAAGCUUCCAGAAA